CAUCAUCAAAGGUCCUGCAGCCACUAAUGUUUACCUUCUUCUCUUGUAACUGAUCACAUGACUCUGACGUCAUCGCAGGUCCUGCAGCCCCAGGAGGUGAGAUCUGCAGGUUCCUUAGGUACAGGACUUUCUUCUUAUGAUAGACAAUGGUCCUUUCCAUCAAGGACCCACCAAGGAUGGAGAAGGACAGAAACCACAGGGCUGCAAGGAUAUUAGACCUCACCCUGGAGAUCAUCUCCUUGAUAACUGGAGAGGAUUACACAGUAGUGAAGAAGUCGUCUGGUGAGUGUGUGACACCCCGUGUGUCAGGAGGAUGGAGCAGGACCCAGAGCCCCAUCACCGAGCCUCCACCUCAUUCCCUGAUACAUGAGCAGAAGAUCCUAGAACUUACCACCAGGAUCACUGAGCUGCUGAGCGGAGAGGUUCCUAUAAGGUGUCAGGAUGUUGCUGUCUAUUUCUCCAUGGAGGAGUGGGAGUACUUAGAAGAACACAAGUAUCUGUACAAGGACAUCAUGAUGGAGAAUCACCAGUCCCUCACAUCACCGGAUGGAACCAGUGAGAAUCCACCAGAGAGAUGUUCCAGUCCUCAGUAUUCCCAAGAUUGUCCAGAGGAGAAACCAAAUAUCCCACUGGAUCAUCAGGAAAGUUCUGGUAGAAUUGAAAAACCUGUAUCAAUGUCUGUGAAAGGUGAAGACAGGAUGAACGACUCCCAUGGACAUCUCCAUUUAUCUUCCUAUCAUGAAGCAGAAGAUAACAAUACCACACAAGAUGAUUCAAUAACUCUUAAUGUACCCUCGAUCCUUCAUAGUGGAGAUCUAUCCACCGAUACCGCUACUCAGAAGAAAUCGUUAGCAAAUCAAUCAGUGACUGGCAGAAAAAGAUCGAAACAGAAAUGUGGGAAAAUAUUUUCAUGUGAGAGACGUGUUAAAAAGAAAUCAAAUCUUUUUUUGCAUGAUAGAAAUCGCAAAGACAAAAAGUCAUUUUCAGGCUCAGAAUGUGGAAAAUCUUUUAGCAUGAAAUCCAUUCUAGUUAGACAUCAGAGAACUCACACAGGGGAGAAACCAUUUUCAUGUCCUGAAUGUGGGAAAGGCUUUAAUCACAUAUCAUCUCUACCUUAUCAUCGGAGAACUCAUGAAAGAGUGAAGCCAUUUCUGUGUUCUGCUUGUGGGAAAUGUUUUAGACAGAAAUCAGAUCUUUGUAGACAUGAGAAAACUCACACAGGAGAGAAGCCAUUUUCAUGUCCUGAAUGUGGGAAAGGCUUUAAUCAGCAAUCAUCUCUUCCUUACCAUCAGAAAACUCAUGAAAGAGUGAAGCCAUAUCCAUGUCCAGAUUGUGGGAAAUGUUUUAGACAGAAAUCAGAUCUUCAUAGACAUAAGAGAACUCACACAGGUGAGAAGCCAUUUUCAUGUCCUGAAUGUGGGAAGUGUUUUGGUCUGAAAACACAACUUGUAAGCCAUCAAAGAACCUACUUAGAGGAGAAGCCAUUUUCAUGUUCACAGUGUGGAAAAUGUUUCAAAAGUCAAUCAGGUUUUUUUAGGCAUCGGAGAACUCACACAGGGGAGAAGCCAUUUUCAUGUCUUGAAUGUGGGAAGUGUUUUAGUGAUAAAUCAACUCUUGUUAAGCAUCAAAAAACUCACACAGGGGAGAAACCAUUUAUCUGUCCUGAAUGUGGGAAGUAUUUUAGGGAAAGAGCAAUGCUUAACAAACAUCUAAGAAGUCACACAGGAGAGAAGCCAUUUUCAUGUCUUGAGUGCGGAAAAUGUUUUAGUGAGAAAUCAAAUCUUGUUAGACAUCAGAGAACUCACACAGGGGAGAAGCCAUUUAUGUGUCCUGAAUGUGGUAAGUAUUUUGGUGCAAAAUCAAUGCUUAUAAAACAUCUAAGAAGUCACACAGGAGAGAAGCCAUUUAUGUGUCCUGAAUGUGGGAAACGAUUUACUCAGAAAUCACAUCUUGUAAAACAUAUAACAGUCCACUUCGGAGAGAAGCCAUAUUUAUGUUCAGAAUGUGGGAAGUCUUUUAGUCAGAAACCGAGUCUUGUUAAACAUGAGAGAACUCACUCAAAGAAGAAGACAUUGUAAUGUGUAGAUUGUAGGACACAUGACAGAUGUGGAGCUUCAUUGUGGGACCUGCUGCCUAAUCAUGUCUUCUUAUGUAUAACUUACAAUUUCCCAUAUUGUUGACGUUUCCUCAGAAUAGGUCAUCAAUACCAGAUCAACAAGGCUCUAACUCCCAGCAACCCCGGCGAUCAGCUGUUUGUAGAGGCUGCAGCUUUUGUACAAGUACUUUGGUCCCAUUAUUGUUUACAUGCACACCAUCAACACUUCAGUGGUCGCUCAGAGUAAUUGUAGCUGCUUCGUUCCAUUCACUUCAAUGGGAUGGAGUAGUUGUUACAGCUGAUUGGCGAGGAUGCCGGCUAUCGGAUCCCCACCAAUCAUAUAAUGAUGACCUAUCCUGAAGAUAGGUCAUCAAUAUAAAUUGCUGCACAACACCUUCAAGUUCAUGUGUGCUUUAAUUAAAGCUGUCGUGGAGGAAGCAAAGGGUCAUCUCGUUUGACUUCACAUAUAAUGGAAAUAAUGGAAAGCAAAGCUGUCAUCUUAUUGGUGAAAAGUGCAGAACAUACUGUUUUAGGUUGUGGCCAGUUUCCCAUCAGUUUGAUUUCAUAAAGAGAAAGUGGUUUUAUUAAAGGGGUUGUCUCACUUCAGUAAGUGGCAUUUACCAUGUAGAAAAAGUUAAUACAAGGCACUUACUAAUGUAUUGUUAUUCUCCAUAUUGCUUCCUUUACUGGCUAGAUUA
Bufo bufo (common toad) is the source of this 2793-nucleotide messenger RNA. RefSeq names its product zinc finger protein OZF-like. Lineage: Eukaryota; Metazoa; Chordata; Amphibia; Anura; Bufonidae. The transcript has 7 exons. Gene Ontology annotation, molecular function: DNA-binding transcription activator activity, RNA polymerase II-specific; RNA polymerase II cis-regulatory region sequence-specific DNA binding. Gene Ontology annotation, cellular component: nucleus. Gene Ontology annotation, biological process: negative regulation of transcription by RNA polymerase II; regulation of cytokine production; regulation of immune system process. Bases 147 to 2078 code for a protein of 643 amino acids. The record is from RefSeq and is a predicted model, not a curated record.